GACAGACAGACAGAGAGAGAGAGAGAGAGAGAGAGAGAGAGAGAGAGAGAGAGAGAGAGAGAGAGACGAUAGGAAGAAGAGAUUUGUGUUGGAAGUCUUAAACUCCAGUGUGCUGAGUGUGGGUUCUCACAGGACCAGCAUGGGGAAGAACACAGAGGAGAACGAACAGCAGUCUGAAUAUGGAGAGCCAACAAAGUUUGACCCAACGUUUACUGGACCACUUCACAACAGGAGCUGCACCGAUAUCAUCUGUUGCAUCCUCUUCAUGCUCGUCGUCGUGGGAUACAUGGUGGUUGGUAUUCUGGCGUGGCUGUAUGGUGAUCCGCGGCACGUGCUUUACCCGCGCAACUCCACCGGCAUGUUCUGUGGUCUCCCACCUAACCAGAAUAAGCCGAAUGUAUUUUACUUUAAUAUCCUAAAAUGUGCCACAGCGACAAACAUCAUGGCCGCGGCACUUCAGGGCCUCCAGUGUCCGACCACUCAGAUCUGUGUGAGUUCGUGUCCCUCAGAUUUCUGGUCUCUGAACCUUCUAGCGUACACCGCUCCCUCUUCAGACUUAUACAAGUACUUUAAACAGGAGCUGUGUGUCCCGUCCUUCAACCUCAACACCACUACGCUCUCUGCAAUGGACAUCAUUAACAGGGAGUUGUGUCCAUUCUUCUACACACCUACGGCUUCAGUUUUGGGAAGGUGUUUACCCACUUUAGGCCCGGCGUAUAAUAACGUCCCACCCACCUUCAGUCUCCCCGGCAUGUCGAGUAAUCAGACUGUGAACGCAAUCAAGAAUGCUACUGGCGACCUUCUGGGUGGGUUCAAUGCCCGAGAUGUUGGCGUUCGCAUCUUUGCAGACUUUGCUUCUACUUGGCAGUGGAUCGUUCUAGGCCUGGUGAUAGCGAUGGUGGUCAGUUUGCUGUUCCUCCUCUUGCUACGCUUCUUGGCGGCCAUCUUGGUGUGGGUUCUCAUCCUCGGAGUUCUGGCAGUAGGAGCAUUCGGUAUCUGGUACUGCUAUAACGAGUAUGCAUCGUUAGCGAACUCCACCCUGACCUACAAUAAUGUGGGCUUCACCACCAACGUCAACGUCUACCUGCAGAUCCGUGACACCUGGCUUGCCUUCUUGAUUAUUCUCUGUGUGGUGGAGGCCAUCCUGCUGUUGACUCUAAUUUUCCUCAGAACUCGAAUUCUCAUCGCCAUCGCUGUUAUUCAGGAGUCCAGCAAGGCGGUGGGCUACAUGAUGUCAACACUGAUUUACCCAGUAAUCACUUUUGUGAUGCUCCUUGUUUGUGUCUCCUACUGGGGCAUCACAGCUCUUUAUCUGGCUACAUCUGGAGGUCCAAUCUACAAAGUUGUGGCUUUGAACUCUUCAGAGAGUGGCUGCAGCUCCAUCAAUGGCAACCAGACCUGUGACCCAACGAUGUUUAACUCCUCGGUGUAUGGGAGCUGUCAGACGGCACGCUGUGUGUUUAUAAAGUACAACACAGAGGGAUUGUUCCAGAGGAACCUCUUUAACCUGCAGCUGUAUAACGUGGUGGGCUUCCUGUGGUGCGCUAACUUCGUCAUCGCUCUGGGGCAGUGCACGCUGGCCGGAGCCUUCGCCUCCUACUACUGGGCCUUCCACAAACCCUCCGACAUCCCAGCAUGCCCUCUGGUCUGCUCCUUCAUGAGGGCGCUGAGGUAUCACGUUGGCUCUCUGGCGUUCGGGGCUCUGAUUCUUACUCUCGUGCAAAUAGUGCGCAUCAUCCUGGAGUACAUUGACCACAAGUUCAGAGAGGUUCAGAACCCCUGUGCUCGGUUUCUGAUGUGCUGUCUCAAGUGCUGCUUCUGGUGUCUGGAAAAAUUCAUCAAGUUCCUCAACAGAAACGCAUACAUCAUGAUCGCCAUUUAUGGCAAAAACUUCUGCGUCUCGGCCAAAAAUGCCUUCUCUCUGCUCAUGAGGAACAUCAUCAGGGUGGUGGUGCUGGAUAAAGUGACUGACCUGCUGCUGUUCUUUGGCAAACUGCUGGUGGUCGGAGGAGUGGGUGUGCUGGCGUUUUAUUUCUUCAGUGGAAGGAUCGUGAUUCCCAACUCAUCCUUCACAGCUUCAUCACUCAACUACUAUUGGAUGCCCAUCAUUGCUGUAGUGUUUGGUUCAUAUCUCAUCGCGAGCGGGUUCUUCAGUGUCUACAGCAUGUGUGUGGACACGCUCUUCCUCUGCUUCUUGGAGGAUCUGGAGAGGAACGAUGGCAGCGCUGAGAAACCCUACUACAUGUCCAAGAACCUGAUGAAGAUCCUGAACAAGAAAAACAAACAGGCCAAAAAAUAAACCUUAACUUCCUGCUCCACUAAAAUCCUGUCACAUGACCAAUCAUCUCUCCUACCUGCUCCCACACACUGCACUUUAGCCUCAUCAACUAGCAUUUAUUAGCUUCUAGCAUUUAUUAGCUUUUAGCGUUCUUUUAGCACUCACUAGGGUCCAGCCCUAUAUGUACCGAAUGUAACACUGACAAAAGACUAAUCCCAGACUGACCACGUAACCAGCUCGACUUUAACUCUCUCUUUCAGAACGCCGAUUAGCAAUUAGCAAUUUUUUACGUUUAGCAUGUUUCAAGCUUCAAUUCAUGGAACUAAUUCUUUAGAAACUACUCCCAGACUCAACACACCGUCUCUAAAUAUCAGAGAGAAAUUGUUUGAUUUCUUUAACAGGACAAGUUUUUAUUUUAUUUUAUUUUAUUUUAUUGUUUUAUCUUUAGCAAAUCCGUUCACUCACUUUAUUCAGUUUUUAAAGAUCUAAGACUAAACACACCUUUGAUUUCAGAGUCUACUUCAGAACAUGAGAUUAGCAUUUGUUAGCAUGUUAUUUUCCAUCAUUAUAUAAAAAAUAUGUGCCAGGGAACAAAAAUGAGGCUCCAGGAAACCGUAACGCUCCAUAAAGACUAAUCCCAGACAUAAUAUUUUACACAGACUCUGUAGAUGUGUGAGAUGAGGUGUGUUUAUUCUCGAGGUUCUUUUUGUUAGCAUUAGCUUUGCCUCAUGAUCUCUUCAUUAAAGCAGCUGUGAAGGAUUAAACCAAAGAUGUUUAAGACUAACCCCAGACUGAUCACACAGUGUUUGUCUAAAUGUUGGUCCGAGCCAAAUAUUUCCUUCUUUACUAGAAACGAUCAUUAGCAUGUUUUCUUUGUUAAUUAGCAUUAGCACUCACACUGUUAUGUUUGGCUACACAAACUAAUCCCAGGCUUGAGUGUUUGUUUAAAUGCUGGACUUAAACUUUUUUUUAUUUUUAGAAUUUUAUUUUAUUUAAUAAACUCUACCCAGAGACUAAUCCAAGGCUUAACACAGAUGGACAAUUUGUUAGUUUGGCCAAUGAAUCUGAAACACGUUAGUGACAAGGCCGUGUGUGUGUGUGUGUGUGUGUGUGUGUGUGUGUGUGUGUGUAAGAGGUUUCAUGUUGUGAUUUCUAUAUUGAGAGAAGUGUGGGUGUGUAUGUGAUUGGGAGUGAGUGUGUGUGUGAGCUUGAGAGUGUGUGUGUGUGUGUGUAGACUAGACAGAUAGAUGAGAUGUUCACAUGACUAAAACAUUUUGGAUGCCAUUUCCUUUCAAGUGCCUAUUGUUUAUUAUUUUUAUAAACUCCAUAAAACUCGUAUUUUAUCAUCUGAAGCUUUUAGUUCCAGGAUAAAGUUUUAUUUUUUUGAAGAAAUGAACAGAUGUAUAAUAUCUUUCAAAAUGAAGAUAAGUGUAAAACUGUUGAACUAUAUUUGUGUAAUAAUUCUAUUCUUUGUAGAGUUUGUAGAUUUCACUGAGCAGAGUGUAAUUUAUACCACUGUG
Hemibagrus wyckioides is the source of this 3798-nucleotide messenger RNA. RefSeq names its product solute carrier family 44 member 4 (gene slc44a4). The record is from RefSeq and is a predicted model, not a curated record. Gene Ontology annotation, biological process: choline transport; thiamine pyrophosphate transmembrane transport. The transcript is spliced from 22 exons. Gene Ontology annotation, cellular component: plasma membrane. NCBI's taxonomy places the organism in Eukaryota, Metazoa, Chordata, Actinopteri, Siluriformes, Bagridae. Bases 140 to 2299 code for a protein of 719 amino acids. Gene Ontology annotation, molecular function: thiamine pyrophosphate transmembrane transporter activity.